GCAUGCGUUCUUCGUGUCGUCCUAAAACGCCUGCCUCUCUCUAGUCUUCCCCGUCUCCGCCAUUUGUAGAAACAAAAUCAGAAAUCUCCUCUUUCUCUUUCUCUCUCUCUCGAUAAAGUCAAUUCAAUUAAACAAUUCGGAUAUCCUUGUAUACAUUUACAGGCUUUUGUAUCUCGUAUCUGGCUUUCUAUCACGAGAAAAAAAAGAGGAGAGAUGGGGCAGAAGAGAGAUCUGUCAAGAGCGCAGAUGCUGUCUGGGUUCGUGAGGAGGCAGUCGAUGAAGGUGAAAAUUUUGAUGGGAGUUACGUUAUUUUUAUGUGCGUUGGUGGGUUUGAGGUUGUUGGUGAAAGACAACAUAAGACACUUCUUUGUUGCAGCCGAGGUGGUUCAUGCGGCUGGGAUCUUGGUCUUGAUUUACAAGCUCACUAAGACAAAGACCUGCUCUGGUCUUUCACUCAAGUCUCAAGAACUCACAGCUAUAUUUCUAGCUGUACGAUUGGCUUGCAGCACCAUGAUAGAGGCAGACAUUCACACGGUGCUAGAUUUCGCCACCAUUGUUUCGACUGGGUGGGUUAUUUAUAUGAUACGUCGUAAGUUGAAGGCCACUUACAUCAAGGAGCUGGACGAUAUGCCCAUCUACUAUUUGUUGGUACCUUGUGCUAUUCUGGCUGUAAUUAUACACCCUUAUACACAUCAUUCAAGGAUUAGUCGAAUUAUGUGGGCAUUCAGUGUCUUCUUGGAAUCUGUUUCAGUCGCACCUCAACUUCGAAUGAUGCAGAAGGCAAAGAUGAUAGAACCAUUUACUGCGCAUUAUGUAUUUGCUCUUGGUGUUGCAAGAUUCUUUGCUUGUGCUCAUUGGAUAAUCCAGAUUUAUGUAACCCGAGGAACGUAUUUAUUCUUCAUUACUGCCGGAUACUUCUGGUUCCCAGUAGCUCUCCUCGCAGAAAUUGUUCAAACAUUCAUCCUUGCUGACUUUUGUUACUAUUACGUAAAGAGUGUCAUGGACGGCCACCUUAUUUUACGCAUGCCUAUAUAACAUUUUGAUCUAGUAAAAUCGAAGAGGAUUAUGAUGUACAUUUCAAAUUCACUUUUUUGAAUCUUAAUUUUUUAGCAAAAAUAUAUAUGGGGACUUUGGUUCUAGUCCUGCCCAAUUGGGACUAUAAUCUCCUCUGCUUGUUUUUCUAAUUCAAUUGAUUACUUUCUCUCUUUGAUAUGAUUUC
This is a messenger RNA of Carica papaya (papaya), 1219 nucleotides long. RefSeq names its product ER lumen protein retaining receptor family protein. Gene Ontology annotation, biological process: protein retention in ER lumen. The record is from RefSeq and is a predicted model, not a curated record. Gene Ontology annotation, cellular component: membrane. NCBI's taxonomy places the organism in Eukaryota, Viridiplantae, Streptophyta, Magnoliopsida, Brassicales, Caricaceae. Gene Ontology annotation, molecular function: ER lumen protein retrieval receptor activity.